Molecule: messenger RNA, 2961 nt
Organism: Corticium candelabrum
Lineage: Eukaryota; Metazoa; Porifera; Homoscleromorpha; Homosclerophorida; Plakinidae
Exons: 1
Coding region: 2130-2888 (252 amino acids)
Source: RefSeq, a predicted model, not a curated record
GUGUCUUUUCAUAUGAUAGGUGCAGAGGAGUGUCUAGGAAAUUCCUAUAUUUCUGUUGAACUGACGAAAGAUGCACAAGUCCUGGAAGACAUUACUUUGGUCCCUGAUGAUCUGGCUCUGGAAAGCGUGAAAGCAGCUGCACAGCAUGCUUGUCCAUAUUGUCUUCCUGAAUCAGACAAUUUUCAAGCAAUAAUGACGGAAAUAUCUUCUCUUCAGGUCACAUCGAUUUGUCAUAUACCGAAACGAGUUCGACCUCUUCUUUCAGAAAUCUUAGCAUUAGAAUUUCAACAGUCUGUCAAUAGCGAUUUGUGGGGUUUCGUACGUUUGUCUCUCUUUGCUAAAGCAGUUUUGAGACCACCACUUCGAGGAGGUAAGAAGAAGAGGCAUGUUGUAAGUGCUUGUCUACUCUCACGUUUGCAACAAUGGCAAGCAGGAGAUCUGGUAUCUUUAUGGAGCGAAGUUAGAAAUGAUGCCAUUCAUAACAUCAAGGUUCGCAAGUCGUUUACUUUGUCCCAGAGAAACACACGACAUGCCUUGUUUCUGGCCAGUGAGGGUCGCUAUGGAGAUGCUAUGCGGUCAUUGAGAUCUAAUGGUUGUGCUCCUGUGAAUGAUUUGGAUUCUUUUGAAGAACUCAAACUUCGCCAUUCUUCUCAACCAUUGCCAGAAUGAUCUGAUGAUAUACCUCCACCACUAUGUGUGAAUUCAUUGUCAGUUAUGGAAGCAUUGCAAACUUUCCCUCGGACCUCCAGUCCAGGAUUUUCGAAGCUUCGCUCCCAGCAUUUUCUUGAUGCCACCAUAGGAACAACGUCACCAGCAGGGAAGGAAGUUCUCGAGAACCUAACUCGUUGGGUCAAUUUUGCUCUGUCUGGCAAGAUGGAUAAGCAAAUUUCCUCAUGGCUUUCGGGCGCUCCAUUAACAGCUCUGUACAAGAAGCAAGGUGGUGGUGGUAUUCGACCCAUAGCAGUUGGAGAGGUUCUCCGCCGUCUGAUAAGCCGAGUUUGUUGUGCUGCAGUCAAAUCUAAGCUCCCAGAGAUAUUUCUACCAUAUGGGCAAGUAGGUGUUGGGAUUCCAGGUGGUUUGGAGGCAGCUGUUCACUCCUUGUCUAGUUUCAUUGAUACCUAUGGUGACAAUCCAACUUUAUGCUGCCUCAAGCUUGACAUGGCAAAUGCCUUUAACAAUUGUCAUCGUAUUCCUUUCCUGCAACGCCUACAUAGGGAUCUGCCCUAGCUAUUUGGUGAUUCAAUGGUUUUAUCACACGGAGGCCGAACUUAGGUUUGGUCAGAAUCGACUAACAUCUUCGGCUGGUGUUCAACAAGGUUAUCCUUUGGGUCCUUUGCCUUUUUCUCUGGUCAUUCUAGAGCUGAUGGACGAAAUUGGUGCACAGGAGGGAAUAUCUAUGAAUUUGUGGUACUUGGACGACGGAUCGAUUCUUCGUUGGUCAGCGUUCCACUAUCGCUUCAAUGUUAGAGAUGGUAAGAUCAAAAGGGCCAUCUUAUGGACUCCAGCUCAAUAUGUUCAAGUGUGAGGUUUUCUGGCCAACUGGAAAUCCUACAUUCCCAGAAUUUCCAUCAACCAUUGAACGAGUAGCUCAAACAAAUGGAGGUGCUGAGCUGUUGGGUUCUCCAGUGUGGGGAUGAAAUGAUUCCUUUCAGAAUUGCUUCUCAAAGCGAAUAGAUAAGAUUUGGGAAUGUCAACAAAACCUUCAAAGUCUUGAAAAUCCUCAGGUUGAGUUACAUUUGUUGAGAUCAUGCCUUUCAUUGUGCAAGAUCAACCAUCUCCUCAGAACUGUGCCACCUGAUAAAGCCACUUCUCAGUAGCGGCGUUUUGAUGUCAACUUAAGAAAGAGUCUUGAAGGAAUAGCUAACUGCUCUCUUUCUGAAAAUUCGUGGAAACAGGCCACACUGCCAAUUCGUUUGGGCGGUCUUGGUUUGAGGGAAGCCUGCAGAAAUGCCCCUGCAUCUUACCUUGCCACUUGUAACUCCACUCGUCAAUUGAUAUGUCGGUUCCAUUCUCUGCUUUCUCAGUUGAAAGUGUCAUUUUCCAUCGUAAACGAGCACACUGUUCCAGGAGAGCAGGUUGCUCAUGAACGCCCAUGUCAGAGUAUUCCAGACACAGCUCUUAAGAGUGAAAUGACCAGUCAACAAAGUUUGCAGAGUAGGCUGGAUUCUGAUUUAAGUUCUUCCCUCAAAGAUUCUGCUAGUAUUCGAGAUCGCGCUAGACUGAACACCAUUUCUGGCCAACAUGCUGGUGCAUGGUUGCGGGCAUUGCCAAACCUAAGCCUCGGCCUCGCCAUGCUCAGCAAAGAAUUUAGUGUUGCUUUGAGAGUCUGGUUGGGCAUUCCAAUCUUCAACUUGCCUGCUGAUGCCAAGCGCUGUACAGGUGGUGCAAUCAUUGACAAAUUCGGUGAUCAUUUAUUGGGUUGCAACCAAGAGCAGAAUCUGAGAAUGAAGUGUCACAAUGCACUCUGUGAAGUAGUCUUCAAUGCACUCCUAGUGGAUGAUUCUCGUUGUCGUCGAGAAAUGCGAUGCAGUAGGACAAGCAAUUCAAGACAUGGUGAUAUUUUUCACCCGAAUUUCGAACAUGGUCUUCCGACAUACUUUGACUUGACCGUCCAAAACUCGUUACAGCCAUCCUACCUUGUUCAAGCAGCCGCUUGUCCAGGGGCAGCAGCUGCAGCAGGAGAUUUUGAGAAAGAUCAGUGGCAUGAUGCGAUGGUUUCGAACACUGGAGGUAUUUUUCAUCCCCUCGUGGUGGAGUCUUUUGGAUUAUGGACACCGAACAGUUUACAAGUACUUAAAAUUAUAGCGCGAAGGGCUUCGUAUCUGAACAAUGCUGGUAUCAGUAGAUCGGUUUGUAAUUUGCAUCAGCAACUGUCUGUAAAGGUAUAGUUAUACAAUGCUAAGAUGGUGUUAUGUAGAAUGGCUUUAGAUGGUAGAGUUGAUCCCAGUUGGGAUCUGUAAC